AGAAAAAGAAAAAAAAAACUUUGAAUGCCGCCUACCCAUUAAAAAAGAAAAUCAAUGCCUGUCGCCAUGUCUCUGUUAAGGUUGCAUAGAUAAAGCGCAAAAUGGACCAAUCUCUGUGAUCUUUGCUUCUCAAAAUCAAAUCCUUUCAGCCAUUCUUCCUUCUAUGCUUUUCCUACAGGGCUGGGCUUCUGAUUCCCAGAGUAAAGUAGUGAAUAAUGCCAGCAAAACCGCGGAAUGAAGAUCAACGGAUGCACCAUGGUGCUCAAAGUGUGUUGAACUCAACUGCCUACUCAGAGCCCUGGUGGAAAGCAGUAGGGAUUGACCUCUUAGGUGAAGCUGCUUCAAAGUCACCCUCUGCAGAGAAAAAAAAUGGUCCAACAGCAGAUGGAGAUGGGCGAAAUGGACAUGAUGAACAAUAUCUCAAGCAUGUCCCUUCUGCAGCCCCCCUCACAUUGGUUGAACACCUUGAACCAAAUUCCCAAAUGGAACUAGCUGGCCACUCAAUUGUCUUGAAAUCUUACCCCUGUUCAGAUUUGCAGUACAGUGGAAUACUGGCUUCAUAUGGGCCACAAAUAAUGGUGUCACCACUAUAUGGAAUGCAUCAUGCUAGAAUGCCUUUGCCUCUUCAAAUGGAAGAGGAGCCUGUUUAUGUAAAUGCAAAGCAAUAUCAUGGAAUUUUAAGGCGAAGACAAAUACGUGCCAAGGCUGAGCUUGAAAAGAAAGUCAUUAAAGUUAGAAAGCCAUACCUUCAUGAAUCACGGCAUCUGCAUGCUAUGAGAAGGGCUAGGGGUAGUGGAGGUCGUUUUCUGAAUAAAAAGAAGCUGGAUGAUCACAUCACCAGUCCUAACUCAGAAAAGGGUAUGAAUUCAGAUGAAAACAUUUCAGCUAAAUCAGCUCACUUAUCUGGGUUUGAGUGCUUAUCUUCCAGUGGUACUGGAAAUUUGAGUUCCUUCUACGGACAGCAAGAGGGAAAUGAGUCACUAGUUAAGGAUUUGCAUAAAGCACAGCCUUUAGCUAAUAGUACACUCCACUUAUCAUCUAAUAAUGCUGAGAAGGGUAACUACUUCCGCCAGCAGAGGGAUAUCGUGCAAGGGAAUGGGGCACAACAUGGGGCCCCUUCAAUUAAAUGAGAUUCCUCCUUGAGGCAGCGCUGGAGGUAUUUGCCCCUUAGAUGUUGGGUGGCGGAAUCCCUCCCAGAGUGGCGUCUCUCAGGCAAAUCAUUCUUGGCUUUGGUUUGGUUAAGGGGUUAUCAUAUGAGGAAGUAUGUGGUCUUUGGUUUUAUCCACACACUGCUGUUCCUCCUAUUGAUCCCGUUGUAGAAAGAUAAUGUGUGGUAUCGUGCUACCUACAAAAGUGUAUAAUUUGAAACAACUUAUAUUAGAACUUGUGUACUGAAGCAGAAUUUACGUAUGACUAAAGAGUUUUAGCAUUUACAUGAGUGUGGCCUUAAUAAUGUAUAAGUGCUUCCUGCUGUUGCUUCUCUCCUUUCCUCUUAUUUUUCUAGUUCUUAUAUGAGAAACGCGUCUAAAUGAUAAAAAGACAAAUCUGAGGCAUGGAGAUUUUUGGUUAACGCUCUGCUGGAAAACGGAGGUAUAUGCAAUGCAUGCUUGAUACCUUUUGAGGAGGCUCGUGAAUAGCGCCAAAUAUCAUCCCCUGGCCCCGAGAACUCUAUACAAAUGAAGACCUUUCCCAUUGGCUAAAAUUUUAGAAGUAUGGUAUUUUUUUUACAUGCCCAAGACAGUUAUAAAUGUAUAUAAUACAGGAGAAGCAUUAUUGGUCUUACAGAAAAAAAAAAAAACCAGUUGUCAACAACACUGCUGUCAGCUGGUAAUAUAAUGCGUCUUGUCUCUUAAUUUGUCUGAAAAUAGAAGUCUCCAACAAUUUCUAGUUUGCUUGCUCUUUAAGUUGUUCCUGUUCCAC
Messenger RNA from Gossypium raimondii (Peruvian cotton), 1920 nucleotides. RefSeq names its product nuclear transcription factor Y subunit A-7. The record is from RefSeq and is a predicted model, not a curated record. The transcript has 7 exons. Gene Ontology annotation, molecular function: RNA polymerase II cis-regulatory region sequence-specific DNA binding; DNA-binding transcription factor activity, RNA polymerase II-specific. Bases 216 to 1130 code for a protein of 304 amino acids. Gene Ontology annotation, biological process: regulation of transcription by RNA polymerase II. NCBI's taxonomy places the organism in Eukaryota, Viridiplantae, Streptophyta, Magnoliopsida, Malvales, Malvaceae. Gene Ontology annotation, cellular component: CCAAT-binding factor complex.